CUCAGUUGGGACAGGAUGGGACAGACCGCAACCUUACCCAGUAGAAGCGGGGGAACCUAUGUCUCAGAACUUUACGAGUGGUUUAGGAAGUUCCUAAACGAGUGUCCCAGUGGUCUGAUCACUUUGCAUGAGUUCAGGCGGCACUUCUGCAAUGGAACUGUGGGAACAGAGUCUGGAGAGUACGCUGAGCAGAUAUUCCGCACACUGGACAAAAAUGAGGAUGGAGUUGUUGACUUCCGAGAGUAUGUGACGGCCAUCAGCAUGCUGAUCGAGGGCUCAUCAGUGGACAAGCUUCGCUGGUCAUUCAGGCUCUUUGACAAAGACAAGGAUGGAGCCAUAACACGGUCUGAGAUGCUCGAAAUCAUGCAGGCUGUGUACAAGAUGAGUGUUGCAGCUUCCCUGACCCAACCUAAUCCACUGACUGCUGAGGAAUGCACCAACAGGAUAUUCGUACGACUGGACAAAGACAACAAUGCCAUCAUCAGUCUGGAGGAGUUCAUUGAGGGGGCACUGGAUGAUGAAUGGAUAAGAGAGAUGCUGGAGUGCGACCCCAAGACAGUGAAGGUGGAAAGACCCCCGAAGGGCCAUGCAGCAAUGUAGAGCGGUGGUUUUCAAGUCUAGCAUUUCUUACAGUUUAGGGGGCUUUCUCAUCUUGUGGUCUUUAAGACUUUUCAGUUUGAUCCAAACCAAAGUAGCAGGUGUGAAAGGGGCCAUGGUCCAGAUCAAAGCAUCAGAGUUUUGUCAGAACAAAAGAGCUGCUCUCCGUCCGCAUAUACUGAACACUUUUCUGCAUGGUUUUGACUUUUGGAUUUAGAUCUAAAAUAAAUUUAUUUACUGUAACUAAGUAUAAAGUGAGAGUGAGAGAAUGAAGUAUAUACAGAUGCAGUCACAUUGCCGAUGACAACAGGAUAAUAGUAUAGUUAUUUAGUCAGUUCACUAAACUGCAGUGUGAAACCAAAACUAACUGGAACAAAUAUAUACAAUGUAACGAAGGCGCAAACCUUUUUUUAGAUGUGUAAACAAGACAAUUCACUAAUCUACAUUGAUUGUUAUGCUAUAUUUGUUUAGAUUUAAUUGGUCAUUUAGUUUUUGUGUGGGCCACAAAACCUUUUGAGAUGGAUUAAUUGGGUCACAAGCUGACUUGGUUCCUGCUAAAAAAAAAACAGUUUAAGACCAGCUGUCCAUGCAGAAAAAAAAAACCAUAUACGCUGGUCAAGAAUUAUGUAAUGAGCUAGCCUACCAGCAUAGAGUAUGUUUUUUUCUGGAUUACCAGCUGUUGUAGGAUAGGCUGUAGAAUAUGGAGGUGAAUUUUGUCUUUAGAAUCAAAGAACAUGUUUUUUGUGUAAUGUGAAGCUGAUGUAUUUUCCGGCAAUUGAUUACUAAGAUCAAUAAUAAUAUUUCUGCCUUUUUGCCAGCAUUUCUUCAGUUGUAAUGUAUUAUUUGUGCCAUUAUGUUAAUCACCAUAUGCUUUCAUAUGAUGCUAUACAGGUUAACUGACUAAUUCCUAAUUCUUAAUUCUUCUAAUUCUUGACUAAUUAAAAC
Astyanax mexicanus (Mexican tetra) is the source of this 1542-nucleotide messenger RNA. RefSeq lists its product as uncharacterized. Bases 16 to 600 code for a protein of 194 amino acids. Gene Ontology annotation, molecular function: calcium ion binding. Lineage: Eukaryota; Metazoa; Chordata; Actinopteri; Characiformes; Acestrorhamphidae. The record is from RefSeq and is a predicted model, not a curated record. The transcript is spliced from 5 exons.